Balaenoptera acutorostrata (minke whale) is the source of this 2414-nucleotide messenger RNA. It is a transcript of the gene ATOH8, whose product is annotated as atonal bHLH transcription factor 8. Gene Ontology annotation, molecular function: DNA-binding transcription factor activity; protein dimerization activity. NCBI's taxonomy places the organism in Eukaryota, Metazoa, Chordata, Mammalia, Artiodactyla, Balaenopteridae. The transcript is spliced from 3 exons. The record is from RefSeq and is a predicted model, not a curated record. Bases 434 to 1387 code for a protein of 317 amino acids.
UCUUUAAAGGCGCUCGCUGAUCGGGUGGCCGGGGCUGGGGAGGCGGCGGCGGGAGCUGCCUCCUCUCCGGGCGGCGGCGCUGACUGAUCUACCGAAUUGGGCUUCUGUGUAAACUGAGGCUAAACAAACACAGAUGGAGCGCAGCGGGCGUUCUCCAGAAAUGCUGGCACGGCGGCAGCGACUUCAGAUGACACUCUGAGCGCUCCGGGAACGGACAGCCCGGCGGCUUCGCGGAGCCGGCGGCGCAGCUGCCCCGGACGAGGGGGAGAAAGGGAGGGAGGGAGGGAGGGAGCGAGCAGGGGGAGAGCUGGAGACUCCGAGGCGCUGAGCGCCGCGGCCGCCCGGGCAGAGCCGGCGCGCAGCGUGUAGAGCGAGCGCGGCGGGCGCGCUUCCCGGGCAGCCCCACGCCCCUGCCUUGCGCGCUGCCCGCGCCAUGAAGCACAUCCCGGUUCUCGAGGACGGGCCGUGGAAGACCGUGUGCGUGAAGGAGCUGAACGGCCUCAAGAAGCUCAAGAGGAAAGGCAAGGAGCCGGCGCGGCGCGCGAACGGCUAUAAAACUUUCCGAUUGGACUUGGAAGCGCCCGAGCACGGCGCCGCCGCCACCAACGGGCUGCGGGACAGGACCCAGCGGCUGCAGCCGGUCCCGGCCCCGGUGCCAGCCCGGGUGGCGCCGGCCGUUCCCUCAGGUGGGGGCGCGGACACGGCCGGGGAGCGCGGGGGCGCCCGGGCUCCGGAGGUCUUGGACGCGCGGAAACGCGGCUUCGCCCUGGGCGCAGUGGGGCCGGGACUCCCCACGCCGCCGCCACCGCCGCCGCCUCCAGCGCCCCAGGGCCAGGUACCUGGGGGUCCCGAGGCACAGCCUUUCCGGGAGCCUGGCCUACGUCCCCGCAUCUUGCUGUGCGCACCGCCAGCACGCCCCACGCCGUCGGCGGCCCCUGCUCCCCCGGAGCCCUCAGUGCGCCCGGCCCCCCCCACGCGCCCUGGGGAAAGUUCUUACUCGUCAAUUUCACACGUAAUUUACAAUAACCACCCGGAUUCCUCCGCGUCGCCUAGGAAACGGCCGGGCGAAGCUACAGCCGCCUCCUCCGAGAUCAAAGCCCUGCAGCAGACCCGGAGGCUCCUGGCGAACGCCAGGGAGCGGACGAGGGUGCACACCAUCAGCGCAGCCUUCGAGGCGCUCAGGAAGCAGGUGCCAUGUUACUCAUAUGGGCAGAAGCUGUCCAAGCUGGCCAUCCUGAGGAUCGCCUGUAACUACAUCCUGUCCCUGGCGCGGCUGGCCGACCUCGACUACAGUGCCGACCAUAGCAACCUCAGCUUCUCCGAGUGUGUGCAGCGCUGCACCCGCACCCUGCAGGCCGAGGGCCGUGCCAAGAAACGCAAGGAGUGACCGGCCAUGGGCUCGUCCAAGGACGCUGCUGUGGGCCCUCUUUCCAGUCAAGCUUGAGGAGAAGGUGAGCUCGCCAAGUCCAGCCUUGUCGUCCUCUCUAAGUUGUCACCGGAUGCUCAGACCACCACCUCUCAGGACAGGAGCUUGCCUGCCCCCCUCUCGCCCUCCCCCCUCAACCACUCCAUAGUGACUUUGCACUUUGCUCUCUGCCUGGUGGGACGGGGAGAGCAAAGCCUUCCCCUUGCCCGGGCCUGAGGCCCACCGUCUGGCUGCAGAAAUUCAUUGCCAAAGAUUCGACAGAGACACUGAACAAAAUGGGGUGAGAAGACCCCAUAGUGAAAAGCCACACUGUUGCUCUAUGAUGUUUGCUCCUCCUGUUGCCUGGGUCCCAUCUCACGCCAAAGAACGAGUCAGCAGUUCCACUAGGAACUCGUGGAAAGGAUGGACGUUUGGUGACUGUUGGAAGCGCUUGACCCUCUGACCCGGAACUCCCUUUCUACAGCUGGGCCCCGAGCUGGCUGGACGCAGAUAAGCCUUCUGGGGGCUGUGAUAGGGAGGCUGGGGGCGCCUGUGGGGGAGUGAGAUCUGAGAUCCCGGCCCCCCUCUCCUUCCCGCUGGCUGCCCAGGCCUCUGACCCUGAUUUUCCCAUGUUCCCUGGGCCCAGGCUCCUUCUUGGGUCCUCAGCAUCAUGAGAAAUGAAUGGUGGGGUGGGGGCAAAUACUGACCACCCAUGCCUCACCCCAGGGACCUGCCCCAGGGUGACCCCCAGCCGGUCCAGCCAGCCACUCCUUGCCGGGGGCCCGCCCUCCUGACUGGGCACACUAGAUGGCGCCCUGGCUGGGGGCCGGCGGUCUGUGAUGGUUGUGCAGGGGGGCAGAGGGGAGGAAGGGACCAGGGGAAUGGGCCAGUAUGUGGGGAGGCGGGCAUGUUCAAAGUCAAGGCCUGUUCCUUCCUUGUGCUCACAGGGCCAAAGCUGUUCACAUCUGUGCUCAACCAUCUGCUUCAAAUUGAAGUAAAAGCCCCAACA